Punica granatum (pomegranate) is the source of this 2070-nucleotide messenger RNA. The record is from RefSeq and is a predicted model, not a curated record. NCBI's taxonomy places the organism in Eukaryota, Viridiplantae, Streptophyta, Magnoliopsida, Myrtales, Lythraceae.
CUUCCUCUAUCUUGCUUCAGCGAUCAAGCUUUCUCUCCGUGGCUUUCUGCUUAUUCUCAAUCAGAGUUCAACAAGUCAUCGGCCGGAGCAGAGCUGUUUCCGCGGAAGGAGAAGGUCCGAUUGAACUAAUUCUCCGGUAUGCGAUUGAGAUGAUCAGUCUCGAUCGAUAACAAGGGGAAAAAGCAUCUCUGAAGUAAUCGGAUAAGGCCCCAAUCAAUCAAAGGAGGGCCCCCCAUCGUACCCUAGAAUCGACCUGCAUGAUUAGCUGACUAGCCUCGUUCAUCUGCAGUGUUCCAUAGGAGAAAGGGAGAACAGAGCCUUAGUACAUAAGGACAAGAUGCAGGAAGCACUGCCUGAGAAUGAAGGACAUGAAGAUUCUGUUGUGAAUAAAAAUGAAGAUACCACUGGUGGCAAUCAGAAACCGGGCAAAUAUUUCUACUAUGACGUUCCACAUUCUGAGGAAACUGGGAUUUGGAUACCUGUUUCCGUUCCACCAAUGUCGGGCGGUGGGCACGAAGAAUGGAACCGUGGUACGUCCUUGGAGGGGGGCUUUUUGCCGGAUCAAGAUAUGGGUUGGGACCAGUUCUUUGGAGAGAACAAGGAACUGACUAUGUGGGACGUGGUGUCGGAGAUGCUAGUUGCUGCAAGAGGGAAAGUGAAUGCUAUCGCUUCCGGAAAUAUCCACAGCUAUGGAAUUUCUUGGGUGUCGAGUCAUCUUCUCGAGCAGGCAUGGAAAGAGAUGGCCCAAACUCUAACUGAAGCCAACUUUGGUAACAUAAAGGAAAUUCUCGAGGCAGAGCCCCCAAGGUGGUUACCUGACAGUUCUGCCUCUGCCUGCAUGUUGUGCAACGUCAGGUUUCACCCCAUUAUGUGUUCGAGGCACCACUGUCGUUUCUGUGGGGGGAUAUUCUGCAACUAUUGCUCAAAAGGAAGGAGCCUGCUGCCCCCGAAAUUCCGAAAGAGCAACCCAGAGAGGGUCUGUGAUGUAUGCUGUGUGAGGCUUGAGUCAAUCCAGUCUUACCUGAUGGACCAAGUGAGUCGAGCUGCUCAGUUGCCUACUCGUGAUCUGACAGAUCUCAGUACUUUGAGGUCUUGGCUGAAUUUCCCAUGGGGCCAAUCCAUGGAGUAUGAGAUAUACAAGGCUGCAAACAUUGUAAAGUGUUAUGUGAAGGUUUGCUCUGGAACUCAAGAGAAGUCCAUCCCAGAUUCUAUUCUUAGGAACGCAAAAGGACUUGCAAUCUUCACAGUUGCAAAAGUUGGGGCAAUGGUGACAUACAAUAUUGGAACUGGAAUAGUCAUUGCUCGCAGGCAAGAUGGUUCCUGGUCCCCACCUUCUGCUAUUUCAUCAUUUGGAAUUGGUUGGGGAGCUCAGGUGGGAGGGGAACUGACUGAUUUCAUAAUAGUGUUAAGAAAUACUAGCGCUGUCAGGACAUUUAGUGGAAACGGACACCUCUCACUUGGAGGUGGGCUGAGUGCAGCUGCCGCAAACUUUGGGCGGGCUGCUGAAGCUGGGAUACGUGCCGGGGAUGGAGGUUGUGCUGCCAGCUACACGUAUAGUUGCAGCAAAGGUGCAUUUGUGGGUUGCUCCCUCGAGGGGAGUCUGGUAACAACAAGGGCCAGAGAAAAUGCUAGAUUUUAUGGCAAUUCUUCCAUCACUGCAUUGGACAUUCUUCUUGGGUCGAUGCCUGGACCUCCUGCGGCUUCAAUUCUUUAUCAUGCGCUUUCCUGUCUAUAUGAGAAGGUCGAGAGAUUGUGCUGACACCGAUAAAGUGAUCAUCAAUAAACUACUGAUGAGCUCGGGUGGCUCCAUUGGUAGAUUUCUGUCAUUCUCAUUUUGCUAAAUUGCAACCUCUUUGUUGACUAUCCUCUCAAGUCGCCACUAGUGAUUGUACAGCAACCCAAGAACUAUUUAUUUGUAUAUAUGUUGCUGGAGCUGGUAAUUCUGAAUUUGUGAAUAGCACUGAUGUUCGGUCUUCAUUUGCAUAAAAAGGAAUGAUCCCGUUUAAACUGGGGAGGACUUUGCAGCUGUUGUAUGGUGAUUCUUUAACAUUUGAUGACCAGGUUUUGUUA